This is a messenger RNA of Vigna unguiculata (cowpea), 2126 nucleotides long. Its product is annotated as T-complex protein 1 subunit zeta 1. Lineage: Eukaryota; Viridiplantae; Streptophyta; Magnoliopsida; Fabales; Fabaceae. The record is from RefSeq and is a predicted model, not a curated record. Gene Ontology annotation, molecular function: ATP hydrolysis activity; ATP-dependent protein folding chaperone; ATP binding. Gene Ontology annotation, biological process: protein folding.
GGAUUCAGCUGCCGUUUCAUUACGAGUAGCAAAGACUGAAACCCCUAGAAAACCCCACUCCUCUUCACUACUUCCGUUGAAGUUGUAAGCACUCGUUUCAUUUCGUCGCUGCUUUUUCUUCUCUCGAAAAUGUCUCUGCGAGUGCUGAACCCUAACGCCGAAGUGCUGAACAAAUCGGCGGCACUUCACAUGACCAUCAAUGCCGCCAAGGGUUUGCAAGAUGUCCUCAAAACCAACCUCGGUCCCAAAGGAACAAUCAAAAUGCUCGUUGGUGGCGCUGGUGAUAUUAAGCUUACCAAAGAUGGCAACACUCUCUUGAAAGAGAUGCAAAUCCAGAACCCGACGGCGAUUAUGAUUGCAAGGACCGCUGUGGCGCAGGAUGACGCUAGUGGAGAUGGCACCACUUCCACUGUCAUCUUCAUUGGCGAACUUAUGAAACAAUCGGAACGUUACAUUGAUGAAGGUAUGCAUCCACGUGUGUUGGUUGAUGGUUUUGAUAUUGCAAAGAGAGCAACUCUGCAAUUCCUUGAAAAGUUUAAGACUCCUGUUGUGAUGGGUGGUGAGCCGGAUAAAGAGAUUCUCAAGAUGGUAGCUAGAACAACCGUGAGGACAAAGUUGUAUGAAUCACUCGCCGAUCAAUUGACUGACAUAAUUGUUAAUGCGGUUUUAUGCAUCCGGAAGCCUGAGGAAGAUAUUGAUCUUUUUAUGGUGGAGAUUAUGCAUAUGCGACACAAGUUUGAUGUUGACACACGCUUGGUCGAGGGUCUUGUCCUUGAUCAUGGUUCUAGGCACCCUGACAUGAAACGACGGGCAGAAAAUUGCUAUAUCUUGACGUGUAAUGUAUCUUUAGAAUAUGAGAAGAGUGAGGUAAAUGCAGGUUUUUUCUACUCAAAUGCGGAACAGAGGGAGGCUAUGGUUGCUGCUGAAAGACGGCAGGUUGAUGAGAGAGUUAAGAAAAUCAUUGAACUGAAGAAUAAGGUUUGUUCUGAUAAUGAUAGUAAUUUUGUUGUCAUCAACCAAAAGGGAAUUGAUCCUCCAUCACUGGACCUCCUUGCAAGGGAAGGGAUAAUUGCCCUACGGAGAGCAAAGAGAAGAAACAUGGAAAGAUUGGUUUUGGCCUGUGGAGGAGAGGCAGUAAACUCGGUAGAUGAUUUGACUCCUGAUUGUCUGGGUUGGGCAGGUUUGGUAUAUGAACAUGUCCUCGGAGAAGAGAAAUAUACAUUCAUUGAAAAUGUUAAGAAUCCUUUUUCCUGCACAAUCUUGAUUAAAGGUCCAAAUGACCAUACAAUAGCUCAGAUUAAAGAUGCUGUACGUGAUGGUUUGAGGGCCGUUAAGAAUACCCUUGAAGAUGAAUCUGUUGUCUUGGGUGCUGGUGCAUUUGAAGUUGCUGCUAGACAAUAUCUGAUCAACGAAGUUAAGAAAACAGUUGAAGGGCGUGCACAACUUGGUGUUGAGGCUUUUGCUGAUGCGCUUCUUGUGGUGCCUAAGACACUUGCUGAAAACUCUGGGCUUGACACUCAAGAUGUGAUUAUUGCCCUCACGGGAGAGCAUGACAAAGGAAAUAUUGUGGGGUUGAGCCUGAAUACAGGUGAACCUAUAGACCCUGCAAUGGAGGGUAUUUUUGACAACUACUCUGUGAAACGCCAAAUCAUAAACUCAGGGCCAGUUAUAGUAUCUCAGUUACUGGUGGUGGAUGAAGUGAUUCGUGCUGGGCGUAACAUGCGGAAGCCAACUUAGAUGUUCUUGAAGCUUUCUCUUUUGGAUAGGGUGUGCCGUAAACUGAAUAUUCUCUCUAUUUCGAGGUGCCUGCAGUAUUGGUUGGGAUUGUUAUGACUCACUUAUUUUAAUCUGUUAUAAUGAAAAAGUUUCUGGGUUUUGUUUUUCCCCAGUUUAUUAUUUCUUUCAAUGAUCUAAUCAUGUAAGUGUAUUGUGGCUGAAUUUUGGGAUCCUUUUGAAAUUUGUAAGCAUAAUCUAUUUUGUAGAAAAUUAGUUGAGAGAGUGCUUUUACCUCGGAAAGUUGCUUGUUUUAACCAGCAACAUAAGUCUCGGGACUGCAUCACCUUUAUAAUUUUGUAUGAAACCUGGAUAACAUUGAAUUAAAAUAGUUGAAAGAUUUUCAUUUUUAA